AUGAGUAUCGACCCGUUACUCACCUCACAUGCCUCCGUACUCUCUGUGCGCACCCAUAUUUUCGCCGCCUUCGCCGCUGUGGCCUGGUAUAAUGCCAUUGAACUCAUCAUUAUAUGUUUCGCCACGUUCAAGCGCUGGCGUGGGACCUACUUCUGGAGUCUGCUUGUGGCUUCCGCCAGCAUCGUCCCUCUCGUCCUGGGAUAUGUGCUUCUGUUCUUUCCCACCGGUGUCCCCGCAACCGUUUGCGUCGCAUUGAUCGUCAUCGGCUGGUGCGGCAUGGUGACUGGCCAAUCUGUCGUGCUGUGGUCGCGUCUGCAUAUUGUAGAGCAAAACAGCAAAGUGCUACGCGCUGUCCUUUUUAUGAUCAUCAUUAACGCGAUCCUGCUCCAUGUACCCAUUAUUGUACUGAUGUUCGGGGCCGUGUCGGCGAAGUCUGCUCAGUUCCUGCGAGGUUAUCGGAUCAUGGAACAUAUCCAGCUUAUCGGCUUCUGUAUACAGGAACUGAUUAUAUCGACCAUUUACGUGUGGGAUACGGCCAAACUGUUACGCCUGCGUCCAAGGGCCCGGCUCAACAGUAUCCUGCAUCAACUACUCAUAAUUAACAUUGUCAUCGUUAUACUCGACGUUGCCAUCGUGGCCAUCGAGUAUAGAGGCUAUUAUGCUAUUCAGGUCAUGUUUAAGCCUGUUGCAUACAGCAUCAAGCUCAAACUGGAAUAUGCUAUUCUCGGGAAAUUAGUCUCUAUCACCCGCUGUCGCCAGAAUAUCCUCUCUUGUGCCAGCGAGAUCACUCCCACACCUCCGUCGCAGGAACUGCCAUUACAACCCUGUGAGCGUCAAAGCACCUGCAAUGGGAAGUAUAGCCUGCCGUGGCGUAGGGCAGAUUCGCAGCACUCGCAAACUUCGAUCUUGGACACAUAG
This is a messenger RNA of Penicillium lagena, 918 nucleotides long. RefSeq lists its product as uncharacterized. NCBI's taxonomy places the organism in Eukaryota, Fungi, Ascomycota, Eurotiomycetes, Eurotiales, Aspergillaceae. The coding region runs from base 1 to 918 and encodes 305 amino acids. The transcript has a single exon. The record is from RefSeq and is a predicted model, not a curated record.